Acanthosepion pharaonis is the source of this 2964-nucleotide messenger RNA. Lineage: Eukaryota; Metazoa; Mollusca; Cephalopoda; Sepiida; Sepiidae. The record is from the annotation of a GenBank genome assembly.
AUGUAUAGCCUAGAAUUUUCUCUAUCUUCAUUUCUUUUCUCCUUUCCUUUCUUUUCUCCUUUCUCCUUUCUUUCCUUUUCUCCAUUCUUCUUUCAUUUUUUUUCUCGUUUUUUCUUUGGUUUAAUCACUUUCUUCUUUUCUUUUCUACUUUCUUCUUUUUCAUUUCUACUUUCUCCUUUUCUUUCAUUUCUCCUUUCUUCUUUCCUUUCCUUUCUUCUUUCUUUUUCCUUUCGUUACACCUUUCUUCUUUCCUUUCCUUUCUUCUUUCUUCUUCGUUUCGUUUCUCAUUUCUUCUUUCCUUUCGUUUCUCAUUUCGUCUUCCUUUCUUUCUCCUUUCUUCUUUCCUUUCCUUUCUUUUUUCUUCUCCAUUUCGUUUCUCAUUUCUUCUUUCCUUUCCUUUCUCCUUUCUUCUUCUUUCAUUUCUCAUUUUGUCUUUCCUUUCUUUUCUCCUUUCUUCUUUUCUUUAGUUUCUCCUUUCUUCUUUCCUUUCUUUUCGUCUUUCUUUUUCCUUUCGUUUCUUUUUCUUCAUUCAUUUCCUUUCUCCAUUAUUCUUCCUUUCGUUUCUCCUUUCUUCUUUCCUUUCCUUUCUCCAUUCCUCUUCCCUUUCGUUUCUCCUUUCUUCUUUCGUUUCGUUUCUCAUUUCGUCUUUCCUUUCGUUUCUCCUUUCUUCCUUCGUUUCGUUUCUCCUUUCUUCUUUCCAUUCGUUUCUCAUUUCUUCUUUACUUUCUUUUCUCCUUUUGUCGUUCCUUUCGUUUCUUAUUUCUUCUUUCAUUUCGUUUCUCCUUCUUUCUUUACUUUUUGUCUCCUUUUUUCUUUUCUUUUCUCCUUUCUUCUUUCCUUCCGUUUCUCCAUUUUUCUUUCCUUUCCUUCCCUCUUUUUUCUUUCCUUUCGUUUCUCCUUUCUUCUUCAUUUCCUAUCUCCUUUCUUCUUCCUUUCGUUUCUCCUUUCUUCUUCCUUUCCUUUCUAAUUUCUCCUUCCUUUCGUUUCUCCAUCCUUUCGUUUCUCCUUUCUUCUUCCUUUCCUUUCCUUUCUCUUUCCUUUCCUUCUUCCUUUUUUCUUUUCUUCUUCCUUUUCCUUUCUUCUUCCUUUCCUUUCUCCUUUCUUCUUCCUUUCGUUUCUCCUUUCUUCUUUCCUUUCGUUUCUCCUUUUCUUUCGUUUUCCUUUUUCUUCCUUUCCUUUCUAAUUUUUCCUUUCGUUUUUCCUUCCUUUCGUUUCUCCUUUCUUUUCCUUUUUUCUUCUUUCUCCUUCCUUUCUUUCUCCUUUCUUCUUCCUUUCGUUUCUCCUUUCUUCUUUCCUUUCGUUUCUUCUUUCUUCUUCCUUUCCUUUCUCCUUUCUUCUUCCUUUCGUUUCUCCUUUCUUCUUUCCUUCUUUUUUUUUUCUUCCUUUCUUUCUUCUUUCUUCUUCCUCUCUUUCUCUUUCUUUUUCUUUUCCUUUCUCCUUUCUUCUUCAUUUUUUUUCUUUUUCCUUUUUUUUUCUUCCUCCUUUCUCCUUUCUUCUUCCUUUCCUUUCUCCAUUCUUCUUCAUUUCCUAUCUCCUUUCUUCUUCCUUUCGUUUCUCCUUUCUUCUUUCCUUUCGUUUCUCCUUUCUUCUUCUUUCUUCUUCCUUCCCUCUCCAUUCUUCUUCAUUUCCUUUCUCCUUUCUUCUUCCUUUCUUUUCUCCUUUCUUUUUUCCUUUCUUCUUUCCUUUCGUUUCUCCUUUCUUCUUCCUUUCCUUUCUCCUUUCUUCUUUCCUUUCGUUUCUCCUUUCUUCUUCCUUUCCUUUCUCCUUUCUUCUUCCUUUCGUUUCUCCUUUCUUCUUUCCUUUCGUUUCUCCUUUCUUCUUCCUUUCUUUUUCUUCUUCCUUUCUUUCUUUCUUUCUUUUCCUUUCUCCUUUCUUCUUCCUUUCUUUCCCUCCUUUUUUCUUUCCUUUCUUUUCUCAUUUCUUCUUUCUUCCUUUUUCCUUUUUUCUUUCCUUUCUUUUCUCCUUUCUUCUUUCCUUUCGUUUCUCCUUUCUUCUUUCCUUUCGUGUCUCCUUUCUUCUUCCUUUAAUUUCUCCAUUCUUCUUCCUUUCGUUUCUGUUUUCUUCUUUCUUUUCAUUUCUCCUUUCUUCUCCCUUUCCUUUCUCCUUUCUUCUUUCUUUCGUUUUUCCUUUCUUCUUUCCUUUCGUUUCUUCUUUCUUCUUCCUUUCCUUUCUCCUUUCUUCUUUCUUUCGUUUCUCCUUUCUUCCUUCCUUUCGUUUCUUCUUUCUUCUUCCUUCCUUUCCUCCUUUUUUCUUUCCUUUCGUUUCUCCUUUCUUCUUCCUUUCCUUUCUCCUUUCUUCUUUCUUUCGUUUCUCCUUUCUUUUUUCCUUUCGUUUCUUCUUUCUUCUUCAUUUCCUAUCUCCUUUCUUCUUCCUUUCCUUUCUCCUUUCUUAUUUCCUUUCGUUUCUCCUUUCUUCUUUCUUUCCUUUCUCCUUUCUUCUUCCUUUCGUUUCUCCUUUCUUAUUUCCUUUCGUUUCUCCUUUCUUCUUCCUUUCCUUUCUCCUUUCUUCUUUCCUUUCUUUCCUCCUUUCUUCUUUCCUUUCUUUUCUCCUUUCUUCUUUCCUUUCUUUUCUCCUUUCUUCUUUCCUUUCUUUUCUCCUUUCUUCUUUUCUUUCGUUUCUCUUUUCUUUGUUCCUUCCUUUUUAUCUCCUUUCUUCUUUUCUUUUCUCCUUUCUUCUUUCCUUUCUCUUUCCUUUCUCUUCUUCUUUGCUUUCUCUUCUUUUUCCUUCUUUCAUUUCUUUUCUCUUUUUCUUCCUUUUUUCUCCUUUCUUCCUCCUUUCAUUUUCUCUUUCUUCUUUUAUUUCUCCUUUAUCCAUUUAUUUCUUUUUUAUGGAUGCUUUCUUUUUCUCAGGACUUCUUCUUCUUCUUCUUCUUCUUCUUCUUCUUCUUCUUCUUCUUCUUCUUCUUUCUUCAAAGGCAACUGCAACUUUUUGUUAUUUAUUUUGUUACUGUUGAAACUUGACUAA